AAGAAAUGUGUUGUUUACACGUUGCCAUAGCUACCUCUAUUCAAAGGGUGUUAUCAAAAAUAGGCUGCCAACUAAUGUAUCAGAAAUUCGUAUUUUAACACCUUGUAUCUUUUCAUAGCUUAAUAAUGAACAGACUGUCUACGAAGUACAAAACCCUUUCGCUAAUAAUUGUGGCUUAUAUUGUCACCACGUCGUCUGGAUCACAAUGUGACAGCAAUCCUUGUAUGUAUGGAAUAUGUCUGAACGAUUAUCAAAGCAACAGCUCCUACUCUUGUUAUUGCAUCGAUGGCUAUACUGGAAUAAAUUGUGAGAUCAAUUGGGAUGAUUGCUGGUCGAGUCCAUGUCUCAAUGGAGGAACUUGUAGCGAUGCAAUUGCUACCUACAACUGUACAUGCACCGAAGGAUUUGCAGGUUCUAAUUGUGAAGAGCGAUUUAACGAAUGCUUGUACACACCAUGUCUUAAUAAUGGAACUUGCGUAGAUUAUAAUGGAUUUAUGUGCCAAUGCCAAGAUGGUUACUCAGGAGAGUACUGCGAAAUUGAUGCAACCGUUUGUAAUAGUACCGUGUGUAAAAAUUCUGGAGAAUGUAUCGAAGGACCUGGAUUAUUAUUCAGCUGCCGAUGUCCAGAUGGGUGGACUGGAGAUUUAUGUGAAGAUGAUGUGGACGAGUGUCUCACUUCACCCUGUGAGAAUGGUGGCCUCUGUAUCAAUGUGCCAGCAGCGUACACAUGUGCCUGUUUAUUUGGUUUUACUGGGAAAAAUUGUGACAAACCAAUUGUGCCUUGCGCAUCGAAUCCAUGCAAAAACAACGCAAUUUGUUUGCUUGAAGACGAUGAAACAGUAUGCUACUGCGUUCCAGACUACCAUGGUUCACUUUGCGAACUAAGAUAUAACGACUGUGAGGCAAAAUUUGCCACAUGCGGCAAUGGUGGGACUUGCAUAGAUGGAGUGAACAGUUUUACUUGUUCUUGUCCUUUGAAUUAUUACGGCCAGACCUGCUUGGAAUACAAUGGUACACUCACAGUGACGUCAGAAGAAAUUCCACAUUCAACUUCUGAUGCUUCUCAAACACCUCCUUUUCAAACAAUUCCUUUUCAAAGCAUUGCUUCUACUUAUCCCACAAGAUCUAGUGCUAUCUCGGAUACCCCGGCUACAAAAUUAGAAACAUAUGAUACCGAAAUAUCCACAGAAAGCACAACACCAUUUGGUUCGACCGCAAUCGGAAUAUCAACCAGUACAAUUGAAUCUAUAACAGAAAACAUCUCAUUUGCGUGGAGUACGGUCAAACUGUUGUACUCUACACCUCGUGUAACGGAUGAGGAACAGCUGUCAGCUACACAGACCUCAUCCAGUGUUAAAAUUAUUCCUCUUACGGACAAGUUUAUUACCGAAGAGGCGACUACUACAACCAGUGCACAAAUAACUCCAAAUCUCAUAAGUACAGAUGGAUUUAUGGGUAGCACAACUCCUCACAAUGACAAUAUAAGUCCCAUUUCCUCUACGGGACUAAGUACUCAGCUUCAAAUGAAUGCUACAAUGAGAAUUGAUGUUACAAAAGAAGUUACAGAUGAAGUAUCCACUGUCAGCUUCGAGGGUACAGAAACUGUUACGUCAUUCCCUUUCACAAGUUCUAGUACUGAUUUAUACACAGCGAGUACAGAACCAGCGUUUAAUCUGAGCUCAACAAUCCGAGUCCCCACAAGUACUGAAAAAUCACCACCACUUUAUAACUGCUCACAUGAACACUGUCCGUACAAUACAACUUGCCAGAAUAUUUCGGCAGAGUGCAACUGCAAUUAUCCAGAUGGUUGUGAACUCAGUCCAGAUAUAACCAAUGCUGCUUUCAAUGGGAAAUCUUAUAUCAGACAAUAUUUGUCCGUUGAUAAAGAUGGAAAGGUUCAAAUAUUCAUCAGAAUAAAAACUCGAUCAAAAAAUGGAAUACUUGUCCAUGCAUUUUUCGAUGAUGAUCGAUAUAUAUUAUUACACAUGGAAGUUGGUCAAUUGAAGUUUCAAUUUUCCUGCGGUUUGCAAACAAUGCUCUUAGGGGAAAUUGAUUCACCGAUUAAUAAUGGCUAUGAUGUAGAUAUCGAGAUGAGAUUUCAAUAUGAAAAAGCCAGUAACGUUGACAAAUGCUUGGCAAUGCUCUUUGUAAAUAAUACUGUCGCAAUGAGUGGAGAACAAGUAGUUUCCACACAGGAUGACAUACCGCAGCAAGCUAAAUUGCACUUAGGUGGUAUUCCUCUUGCAUUUUCGCAUUACUUUCCUCAUGUUGCUGUUGGAUUCAUUGGUUGCAUGAGUCUGCUUAAGGUGAACAAUAUCCAAAGACAUCUCAUACGCGACUCAACUGAUACCUUCCAAAUUGAGGAGUGCACUUCAUUUCUAUGUUUAUCCAAUCCUUGUAAAAACUUUGGAGCUUGUCUGGAAGUCAGAGGGAAAAUACAAUGCAAUUGCAUAGCUGGAUAUACUGGGGAAGUGUGUGAGAGGUCUGCCUGUGACGAUAAUCCCUGUCAAUAUGGAGCGUCAUGCAUAAGCUCUCCAGGUACUGGAUUUAUGUGCAUUUGUCCUUUGGGGACUCAUGGUCUGCUUUGUGAAGAAGAUAUUAACAUUAUACAACCAGCCUUUACAGUAUUUACACCGGGUAUCUCCUCCUACAUAGCAUACGGGCUUACAGGAUCUAUAAAAGAUAGUAUCGAAUUGAAACUCAGACUCAUACCUCAAUCAAUUGAACAAAUUUCUUUAAUUGCAUACAUCGGCCAAAGCGGACCUUAUCGAGAUUUGUCUGAUCACCUUGCUAUCACUUAUGUACGUGGAUACAUUAUGCUCACCUGGGAUUUGGGAUCAGGAGUGAGGAGAAUCUUCACUCAUACUGCUCUUACAACUAAAAUGCAUAGACCCCACACCCUUCGGGUUGGUAGGAAAGGUAGAGACGCUUGGCUAUCCGUAGAUGGCCUUGGAAAUGUUACCGGACGUUCUGCAGGAUCUAUGACCAGUCUAGACGUUGCACCAAUUCUCUACAUUGGAGGACAUAAGUCGAAGAACUUUGAUACAUUGCCUCAUGAUUUACCUCUGCACACUGGAUUCUCUGGUUGUAUAUUUGAUGUUGAGUUACGUAUCGAAAAUAGAAUCUUUCCAGUGGCAAAAACGAAUUCCGCUACUGGUAGAGGAAUAGGAGAGUGUCAUCGAAAUGAAUGCACGCAUAGAUCUUGCAAAAAUGGGGCUGUGUGCUUAAAUCAUGGUCCAACUUAUAGUUGCGUCUGUACCAAGGAUUGGGAAGGACCAGAUUGUUCACAAUUGGUAAAAACAAUCUCAUCACUGCCGUAAUGUUUGCUGCCAAAAAAACUAGACAGAUUCACAAUUACAACAAAUAAUUGGUAUUAAUUAAUUAGUGAUAAAUACUAAAUAAAAGAAAACUUCGUUUUUCAUAGUCUCAGGUA
Athalia rosae (coleseed sawfly) is the source of this 3433-nucleotide messenger RNA. RefSeq names its product protein eyes shut (gene eys). Bases 126 to 3320 code for a protein of 1064 amino acids. The record is from RefSeq and is a predicted model, not a curated record. NCBI's taxonomy places the organism in Eukaryota, Metazoa, Arthropoda, Insecta, Hymenoptera, Athaliidae. The transcript has 14 exons. Gene Ontology annotation, molecular function: calcium ion binding.